UCUUGGUUAUGUUCAAAAAGUAGUUUUAUUAUUAUUGUGAUGGAGUGUUAAUUUUUUUUCUGUAACUAACAAGAAAUUGUUUCCGAGAAAGAACUACAAAAAUCGUUUAAAGGUUUUUUGUACUGGGAAUGACUCAUAUUAUCGUUGACAAUAACGCUUUGAGCGAGUUAGUUCGUCAAAAUAUCAUCUCUUUCUCAGCCCUGGCGGAACUAGCUCAUCACGAGUACCAAAAUGGCGACUACGAGCACGCCGAACAACACUGCAUGCUCCUUUGGCGUACUGAUCCUACGAACACUGGUGUUCUACUUCUGCUUAGUUCCAUUCAUUUUCAAUGCCGGCGUCUAGACAAAUCAGCAUAUUUUAGUCAACUGGCCAUUAAACAAGAUCCAAUGCUGGCAGAGGCAUAUUCAAACUUGGGCAAUGUUUACAAGGAGAGAGGACAGCUGGUUGAAGCACUAGCUCACUAUCGACAUGCAGUUAGGUUAAAACCGGACUUCACUGAUGGCUACAUCAAUUUGUCUGCUGCUCUUGUGGCAGCUGGAGAAUUAGAAGCAGCUGUUCAGACCUACAUAACAGCUCUUAACUACAAUCCUGACUUAUACUGUGUUCGUAGUGAUCUUGGUAAUCUUUUAAAGGCACUUGGACGACUUGAUGAAGCUAAGGCCUGUUACUUAAAAGCCAUUGAAACCCAGCCUGGAUUUGCUGUGGCCUGGAGUAAUCUGGGUUGUGUUUUCAAUGCCCAGGGUGAAAUCUGGCUGGCUAUUCAUCAUUUUGAAAAGGCUGUUACAUUGGACCCGAAUUUUACUGAUGCAUAUAUUAAUCUUGGUAAUGUCCUGAAGGAAGCCAGAAUAUUUGAAAGGGCAGUCUCUGCGUAUCUGAGAGCACUGGCAUUGAAUCCUAACCAUGCAGUUGUGCAUGGAAAUCUGGCCUGUGUCUAUUACGAACAAGGUUUAAUAGAUAUGGCAAUAGAUGCAUACAGGCAGGCUAUCGAGUUGCAGCCAAACUUCCCAGACGCCUACUGCAACCUGGCCAAUGCCCUGAAAGAGAAAGGUCUCGUGAAGGAAGCCGAGGAGUGUUACGAUACUGCACUCAAUCUCUGCCCUAAUCACGCUGAUUCUCUCAAUAAUUUGGCUAACAUUAAAAGGGAGCAAGGAUUUACUGAGGAGGCUGUGGCACUUUACUGCAAGGCUCUUGAGAUCUAUCCAGAAUUUGCAGUUGCCCACUCAAAUCUGGCUAGUGUACUUCAACAGCAAGGAAAGUUACAAGAGGCCCUGAUGCACUAUAAGGAGGCUAUUCGUAUAUCUCCUACAUUUGCUGAUGCCUAUUCCAACAUGGGAAAUACGUUAAAGGAGAUGCAGGACGUACAGACGGCCAUGCAAUGUUAUGCACGAGCUAUUCAGAUCAACCCUGGAUUUGCUGAUGCCCACAGCAACCUGGCCUCCAUACAUAAAGAUUCGGGCAACGUUCAGGAAGCCAUUGCCUCCUACCACACAGCCCUCAAAUUAAAACCCGAUUUUCCUGAUGCUUUUUGUAACCUGGCUCACUGUUUACAGAUUGUUUGUGACUGGUCAGACUAUGAUAGUCGUAUGAAGAAGUUAGUUAACAUAGUACAAGAUCAACUGGAUAAGAACAGGCUACCUUCAGUUCAUCCACAUCAUAGUAUGCUAUAUCCACUCAAUCACUCACAAAGGAAAGGUAUUGCUGCUAGACAUGCUGCUCUCUGUCUCGAAAAGAUAAGCAUCUUGCAUAAGGAGCCCUACGUGUUUCCAAAAGAUUUGUCAUCAAGUGGGGGUCGUCUCCGAAUUGGAUACGUCAGUUCUGAUUUUGGGAAUCAUCCAACUUCACACCUCAUGCAGUCCGUUCCUGGGUUUCAUGACAGGGAAAAAGUUGAGGUUUUCUGUUAUUCGCUAAGCCCUGAUGAUGGAACGACAUUCAGAGGAAAAGUUAGCUCAGAGGCUGAACACUUUAUCGAUCUGUCUAAGUACCCAUGCAAUGGCAAGGCAGCAGAUCUUAUACAUGAAGAUGGGAUCCACGUGCUGGUCAAUAUGAAUGGCUACACCAAGGGAGCUCGUAAUGAAAUCUUUGCCCUUAAACCUGCGCCGAUACAGGUGAUGUGGCUUGGCUAUCCAGGUACAAGUGGUGCUUCAUUCAUGGAUUACAUCGUGACUGAUGCCACAACUUCACCACUUGAGAACGCUGAAGAGCAGUACUCUGAGAAGUUGGCUUACAUGGCUAAAACAUUCUUUAUAGGUGAUCACCGCCAAAUGUUCAAGCACAUGACAAAAAAAGCUAUACUGACUACAAAGGAAAAAAAUGAAACCAGAGAUAACAUCAUGCUUGUCAAUGCCAUGGAUUUUACACCUCUCAGAGCCUUAGGGACUGUUAAGGAGGUUAAACAAGUUUGCUGGUCAGAUAAGGAGAGAGGAUCUGGUGACUCGAGCACACCUGAAGUUGUCACUGAGGUCAUCGAGCUGCCCACACUAGAACCAAUCUUGUCCAUGAUUGAAAAUGGUCAGCCUCAGUGCACUAUCGAUGAGGUUGUCAUUCAAAAUGGAGUCACCACCAAUCAGACAAAUAACAAGUGCGCUAGUGGAGAGCAGACCCAAUCUGCUAUCAUUGUGAGUGCCAGGAAACAAUAUGGACUGCCGGAUGAUGCGAUUGUCUACUGCAAUUUCAAUCAACUCUACAAAAUAGACCCUCCAACACUGGACAUGUGGAUGAACAUAUUGAAGGCAGUUCCUAACAGUGUUCUCUGGUUGCUGAGAUUUCCAGCUGUCGGUGAGCCAAAUGUUCAUCAGACUGCUAUCAAUAAGGGCAUUGCACCUGAGAGAGUUAUAUUCUCCCCUGUUGCUCCUAAGGAGGAGCAUGUAAGGAGAGGUCAACUGGCUGACAUCUGCUUGGACACACCCAUCUGCAAUGGUCACACAACUGGAAUGGAUGUCUUGUGGGCUGGAACUCCAAUGGUUUCAUUACCAUGUGAUACGUUGGCAUCUCGUGUUGCCUCAUCUCAACUGAUGACCCUCGGCUGUCCUGAACUGGUCGCCAAGGACAGGCCGGAUUACGAGAGGAUUGCUAUCAAACUGGGAACAGAUAUGGAAUUUUUACUAAAAAUGCGGGCAAAAGUCUGGUUUUUAAGGACGGCCAGUGAAUUAUUUGACGUACAAGCCUACACUGCCUGUAUGACGAUUGUGCCUAUUAGUGACGGAGCUGUUCUGUUUGUGUCUGUCUGUAUGUGCGCGCGCGCGUUUUUUUUGUACACUUUUUUGCGUAUGCCUAUGUGUGUAUGUAAAUAAGUAUGUGUGGGUAUGAUUGCUUAAUUAAUAUUUCUAUUAUAAGAUAGGUGUCAUAUUUUAUAUAUAUAUAUAUAUAUAUAUAUUAUAUAUAUAUAUGUAAACGCUAAUUAUGUUUAUAUAUAUAUCGCUAUUUUAUAUGAAUAAUAAUAGAAUAAUCUGAAUUAAUAAAAUUUUAUAAAAAAAAAAGUUGAUUAAAUGUUGGCUCUUAAUUUUUUUAAAGACUUCGGAAUUUCAUUCAUAUUAAGGGCUGGCUGAUCGGUUAAUUCAUAAAUAGAUUUGUUCAUUCAUUCUGCUUGAUUCAUUCAGUCAGUCAGUCAUUUAAUGAUUUCAUUUAAAAGAAGAAUUUAUUAUUAAUACUACUGCUAUUGUUGUUUUUUACAAUUACUAUGAUGUAAAUUGUUUCCAUCACAACUACUGGUGUAGUUAUUUUCAAAUUAUUUUUUACGUUAGUAACUAAGUAGUAGUGGUAGUAGUGUAAUUUAUUUUGUAAUUACUUAGUAUGUUUUUUUCAAUUCCUAGUUUGAAUUCUCAUUCAUUCAGGAAAUGUUAGUAUUAAAGUUAUCGUUUUGUUGAACUUUA
Helobdella robusta is the source of this 3872-nucleotide messenger RNA. RefSeq lists its product as hypothetical. Gene Ontology annotation, molecular function: protein binding; protein N-acetylglucosaminyltransferase activity. Gene Ontology annotation, biological process: protein O-linked glycosylation. Lineage: Eukaryota; Metazoa; Annelida; Clitellata; Rhynchobdellida; Glossiphoniidae. The transcript is spliced from 23 exons. The record is from RefSeq and is a predicted model, not a curated record. The coding region runs from base 129 to 3293 and encodes 1054 amino acids.